This is a messenger RNA of Paecilomyces variotii, 3332 nucleotides long. RefSeq lists its product as hypothetical. Bases 224 to 3211 code for a protein of 995 amino acids. NCBI's taxonomy places the organism in Eukaryota, Fungi, Ascomycota, Eurotiomycetes, Eurotiales, Thermoascaceae. The transcript has 3 exons. The record is from RefSeq and is a predicted model, not a curated record.
GACAAUUCUUCCUAUCUCAUUGUUCCGAUCUGGUUGCCACGCGAAACUUCCGAGAUAGCCUGCAGCGUCGUAGAGGCUCCGUCAUUCGUCGCGGCAAUGGGCAAAGGCUCGAAGAACAAGCGCAAGAAUAAGAACAAUAAAACUGUAUUGAACAUCAACGAUCCGCCCACCGCAGACAAUACAGCAAACGAGGCCGGCGUUGAAGCAAUCGUCUCCGGUGAAGAUGGCGCCCAAACGGUUCCAGUAUGCAGAACUUCCAGUGUUCCAGUACCAGACAUUCGAGCGUCAAUAUCAAAGCUUCGAUCCUAGAACCCUGCAAUUUUCAUAUCAUCCCAUCCUUCAUCCAGCUACUGGUCCUCUGACGGCAGAAAAUGUUCAGGACAAGGAAAACCUCGAGACGGAAAAGAGGCCCGAUGCAGAUACCCCUGAGAUAGAUGGUUCUCCCACCGAGCCUUCCAGUUCAGAGGGUGGCUCUUCCCCUGAAUCCAACGACCCCGAUUCCUCCGCGACCGAACCAGAAUCACCUUCAGAGAUAACGACCGCGGAGAGCAAUGAAGAAGGGAGUAAGAAUGAGGAACCAGUGGUGGAAAAUAAUGAGCUCCCACAGGAAACAGGUGCUGAGAUUGUCCCAGAAGACAAUGAGUACGGUAGUCGGGAUGAUGCCUCAGCUCCCUCAGAAAAUGAGAAUGGAGAGCAUGUUAACCCCGCAGAGACAUCCGCAGCUCAUGAAGUGGAGACUUCAGAUCACGAUGGCGGAGAAGCCGGAUCGGAUACACACGGCGAUAAUCCUCCCUGCGAGGGUGAGGAGGACAAUUUUCCUGAUGUUGACCCAUCCGCAGAAGCAGAUAAGGUCGCCGUUGAGAAAGAGGAAAUCGCAAAACAAGAAGCCGAAGAUGCUCGGGAAGAGACAAAUGCGAAUUUUGUGGGGGAUGACGCUGCUUUUGUCGAUGACCUCCCUUCAGAAGACCAGGAACCCGGCCCAGAAACAGAACCCCAAGAGUCGCCGGAAGAUGACGAAGCCAACGAACAAGAGAUCUCCGAAAGCAUAGAACCAGACCAGAAUGGCUCGUCGCCAGAUGCCCCUGCUGAGGACCCCGUCCCCUCGACCGCUGGAGAGGGAGAAGAGAGUCCAGAGACGCAAGCAGAACCAGAGGAACCCACGCACGAACCUGCAGAGUCCGACGAAGUUUCUGCACCACAAGAGGCAGAAACGGAGAACCCUUGGAAUUCCGAAUCCGUUGAUGCAGCUGCCGAAGCCGACUUCCUAGAGCAACGUGCAGUGGAAGACACCGUGGAUAAUACGGCAGAAAGCGAGGGGAAUGAUGAUUCUGCCGGCGAAGGUGCAGCAUCAGAAGAAUCUCCAGCUGAGCCUUCAGAGGACACGGCUUCGGACCAACAACAUGCCGAAGAAACCCCCGAUGCUGUUGAAACUGGUCAAGAGGCAGGUGACUGCGACAAAGACUCCCUAGGCGAACCAAUGCCUGAGGAGGACCUUGCGCCGUCUGAUGAUACUCUUGCAGACGAGGAAGCCGCCGAAGAUAGUGCGGAAGAUGCAGCGAAAGAGACGCCUCCUGAGGAACAACAGAUUGACCAAAACACUGCCGAAGUCGCCGGUAAUGACGAGACAGCUCUUGAUGGAGAUUCAACGGAGGAAUCUCCUUUUGAAGAUGCUUCUGUUGAAGAGCAUCCGGCCGAGGAGCCUGCCGAGGAACUCGCAGCCAAAGAAGUAGCCGCCGACGAGAUUGCUGCUGAUGGAGAUCUUGCGGAUGAGCCUGUUGAACCAGUCGACGAGACUCCUGCCGAAGAACCAGUCGCUGAAGAACCUGCCGCUGAAGAACCUGCCGCUGAAGAACCUGCCGCUGAAGAACCUGCCGCUGAAGAACCUGCCGCUGAAGAACCUGCCGCUGAAGAACCUGCCGCUGAAGAACCUGCCGCUGAAGAACCUGCCGCUGAAGAACCUGCCGCUGAAAAACCUACUUCUGAAGAGCUACCGGUCGAGGAGACACCAGUUGAGGAGGCACCAGUUGAGGAGGCACCAGCUGCCGUAGAACUACCCGCCCAAGAUCACCCUACUGAAGAAGCUCCCGCACAUGAGCCUGCUCCCGAGGAGUCACCAGCGGAACAGCUUACUACUGAGGAGACUCCGGCCGAAGUAUCACCAGCGGAGGACCUCCCUGGGGAGAUUCUGCCAGCUGUCGCUGAGGGCGUUGUCACCGAAUCAUCUGUUGAAGCGCCAGCUGAAACGGAACCAGCAAUCCCUAGUCAGAGAAAUAUUCCAGCUGCUGAAGAUCAUACCGACGCCCCUUCUCCCCAGGAGGGCGAAGCGGAAGAAAUCGCUGACAACCAGGAAGACCGCGCAGCGGAACAGGACAUUGCUGUGGAGGAGUCGCCCGACGAUGGUGCAGCUCCUGGCAUCCCCACAGAAGCGGCAUUGCCCGAACGCUCUCGGCGGCGUAAGAGACAAUCAUCAGGUUGGAAGCGCGACUAUCAUCACUCUAAGAGCUCAUCGGAUGGCCACCGCUCCCAGCUGGAGCGCCAGAAGAGCGAACGGGGCCUUUUCAAGGACCGGUGGGCCAUGGCUUUAGAAGAGGCCAAGAGACAACGUGAGGAGAAGCUCCGAGAAGCCGAACGCCGGAAAAGAGAAGAAAGACUCCGUGCAGAGAAAGAGCAAUGUGCAGCAGAACGCGCGAAACGUGCGGAGAGGGAUGAGGCUGCGAGAUCAAGACGUCGCUCUUCGGAACACUCGUCGAGCCAUGAUCGACGUCGAGGAGAGUCGGCGUCAAAAUCAGCACCGAACGCACUAUCUGCCCGUGGUAUCUUGAAAUAUAUGACCUCCGGAGAGUCGGAUACAAAUGGUCCUCUUUUAAAACUAAACGCCGCCAAGGCAGCACCUCUAGUAACGGAGCCUGCAAGGAGAUCUUCAAGCAGCCAUGCACGCUCUCAUCACAGUCGCUCUCACGAUGAGAGACGGUCGAGUGGACGAUCUGGUGCCUCUGGUACUGAAGACAGCGAAAGUGCUCGACGAGAGCAGCGCAGAGCACGACGGAAAGCAGAAGAGGAAGAACAAAAACGAGUAAGGGAGGCUUAUGGUGCCAACGCAGGAGAGCCCCACCACCGCCGUCACAGACACCAUCGGCCGCAGCCAUCGCCCCGUGAAUCGAGAUUUAAGGAAGCCCUUGGUCUUUUCAAAUCUGCAAUUACAGCUCACUGAUUUACGUUGUUGCUUCGGAUAGCAUUUGUUCUCUGCUUUUUAUUUCUACCCUGUAUUCCCAUAUUAGCGAGCGCUUUCCUCUUUUCCUUUAUCUACUUGGGACAGAACGACUUGAUGGUCG